This is a messenger RNA of Theobroma umbraticum, 855 nucleotides long. Its product is annotated as E3 ubiquitin-protein ligase MBR1. Gene Ontology annotation, molecular function: ubiquitin protein ligase activity. The record is from RefSeq and is a predicted model, not a curated record. Lineage: Eukaryota; Viridiplantae; Streptophyta; Magnoliopsida; Malvales; Malvaceae.
AUCGAAAAGGUCAACCAUAGGGAGCGUUCUUGUAUAGCAAGGCAGACUGUAAAUCCUGAAACCUUCUCAUUUCUUGAUUCUGAUUCUGCCUUAAUCUCAGCGCGUCCUGAACCCGAUUUCUUUGGAGCAAGAUACUAUCGCCAUGUUCGACAUCCUUCUCCAGAGGGGCUUGCUGAGAUAAUGAUGCUACAGAACAACUUGCUAAUGGGGGGAAGAUUAGAUUCACAUGAUCGAUUCAGUGACUGGAGGCUUGAUAUUGACAGCAUGUCUUAUGAGCAAUUGCUGGAGCUUGGUGAUAAAAUCGGUUACGUUAACACUGGGUUGAAAGAAGAUGAGAUAAGCAGAUGCCUCAGAAAAAUUAAGGGCUCAAUCAUGAAUGAAUUGCCACCAAACUUACACAUGCAUGUGGAUAAGAAGUGCAGCAUCUGUCAGGAGGAGUAUGAAGCAGAUGAAGAGAUGGGGAAGCUAUAUUGUGGACAUAGCUUUCACAUUCAAUGUAUAAAGCAGUGGCUUGUGCAGAAAAAUACUUGCCCUGUCUGUAAGACUGAGGCAGCAGCUCGAUGCUAGCAGUCAUGGAUUCAAUUUAACCCUCUUUGUCUGUGUAUAGAUUUUGCUCCAAAUACAAAAAAGCAAGGAUUCAAUUUUUUAUUUUUAUGGGUUUUUCCUUUGGAAAUGUGUGAAGAAGCCUCAGAGGGUUCAACUUGUGUUUGCUUCAGAAAAUGAAGGGGGAUUGCUGUUAUUUGGCAGAAUCAAGUCAAUGGGGUUGCGGGAAUUGUUGCUCUCUUCUUAAAAUCAAUUUAUUAUUUGUGAUUGUGUUGCUAUACUUUGAUAUAAAUGCUACUUUGAUUUUGGUAA